Molecule: messenger RNA, 3867 nt
Organism: Ceutorhynchus assimilis (cabbage seed weevil)
Lineage: Eukaryota; Metazoa; Arthropoda; Insecta; Coleoptera; Curculionidae
Source: the annotation of a GenBank genome assembly
GUUUUUAUUUUUCAUUUAACAACUUCUGUCCCUUCUUGUCCCUGUCCUGUUCUCCAAAAUUUGCAAUUUUUCAAUAUAAAAAAGCCGGUGCCAAUUUUAAAGUCUGGCUUGUGUAGGUAGAUUCCCUAUGUGUUCAUUUUAGAUUAGUGUCACAGGCAAAGCAUAAAAGGCAACAUGAGUUCUUCAAAUCUGCCCGAUAUAGCAGACAAAAGCCUAGUGCAAAAUAUAAAAUUCAACGGACCUCAGGCUGAAUAUGUAACAGCAUUGGUUGGGCAAGUGGUGAACAUCCAAUGUAAUGAAGGAAAGCACAACCAUGGAAGUUCCAAAGUUAAACUUGUAGACAAAACCGAUUAUAAUUGGGAGUUCAAGUACUAUCAUGGACGUCUUGUUGCUGCCCAUGUUAGUGGGAAAAUUUAUGCCUAUGCCAUUAAAGGCAAAGAUGGUGGUCUCAUAAGAAUUGUUCAUCAAGAUUCCAGUAUUAAAAGUGUUUUGAUUAAAAAUCUAAAGGAGGAAAUUAAAGAUUUAUCAUUUGCCUGUUCCACUAAGGAAGUAAUCUUGGGCAGUGUUGACUGUAAAGGAAACCUUUUUGUGUACCAAAUUGAUAAAUUCACUAAGGAAUUAAAUUCCAAACUCUUGCUGCGAGUUAUACGAGAAGAAGAAUCAGUGAGACCCAAAACUAACUUUAGAUUAAGUUGGUGCCCAUUUGUACCAAAUUCUGAUGAAGACUUGGACGGGUCUGAGAAGACGUUUGUUGUGCUCAAUGGCUGGAAAGCUGAAAUUUAUAGCUUAGCAAGACUGACUGCUAAAUAUGGAUCAUUAGGUGUCUUACAGCCUGAUAGUUCCUAUGAGGGCUACACAGAAAUCAAGCAUAAUUCAAAUUUAGUUGAUGCUUCAUUUUCUUCUGAUGCUUGUGCUAUUGCACUAGCCUAUCAGGAUGGAUAUGUCAAAUUUUUCCAGCUUUUCAUGUAUGAUCAUGAUAUUCAAAAAUGUUUACACGAAUGGAUGCCUCAUGAAGGCAAACCUAUAAGUUCCAUCAAUUUUCUUGAUGACAUUAUAGAAUACACAUCACACUGCUGGAAGUUUGCAAUAACUGGAGCCAAUUACAACACCGAAAUUAAAUUAUGGUCUUGCGAAACAUGGACUUGCAUGCAAACAAUCAAUUUUCUUCCAAAUCCAAAUAGUGUUACACCAGAUUUAUACCUAAAUAUCUGCUCUGAUAACAGAGGAAAUUAUCUCAUAGUUUCUGAUGUCAAUAACCGAGGAAUAUAUACUAUAGAGUUACACAAAAAUGAAAAAGAACAACUAGUUAAUGCAUCUCAGUUGGCACACUUUUUAGUUCCUGCACCUUUUUUGAGUUACGUCCCACUAGAAGCCGGUUGCAGGAACGUUCCUUUUUGUUUCAAUAGUAGCACUGAAGAUUUGUAUGACAACGAGGAUGACUUUGAUGAUGAAGCAGAAAUUUGCGUUCAAAGUUUGAAAUUACUAGUAAUACAGCCAAAAAAAUUCCAAGAAUGUAACAUCACUUUUCAACCAGAAGCAUUAAUGCAUGAUGGUUUAGUGGUUACCCAGACAGUUGUUGAAAAAUUAAUUGACAUAAAAAACGGCGAAGCUGAACCACAUGAAGAUGCAGUGAAAAUAAUUCCCGAACUUGACGAUUUACAAAAUUCUGUUACUCUGUUGAUUCAGCAGCAGCAGCAGCAACAUGGUAAUUCAAAAUUGACUUUGAUGACUCCUGAUGAUUUUACUUCUCCUAGUAAAAAUUCAAAAGCCAGCAGUAUCAGAAAUUCCAUUACAAAUGAAAAUAGUCCGCCUGUUGACAAACCCUCCGAGUCUGCUAAUGCAACAGAGUUCCCAAGGUCCCAAAAAGAUAACUUCACUAGUGCCGGAUCAAGCCCCAGCAGGGAAGUUCAAGAAAUAUUAUCUUUAAACAACUCAACCUCUGGAUAUCCUCAAGAAUUUUACAGCGAUUUGGAGAAUCUACAAAUAAAACAAGAAGAAAAGGAAGAAUCACCAGAAAAAGAUUAUUCAGCGGUUAAUGAAAAUAGCAUUAUCUUUCAGGACAAAGUUAAUUGGUCCAAAAUGCCAAAAGAGAACAAUGAUAUUAACAAACAGGAUUUGGAAACUGUGUACCUUCGAAUGAAUAGUUUGGAGACUGCGAUUAAAGAACAGUCAAUACUAAUGCAACAAUUGCACGAAGACAUGAAACAAUUGAAUAAAUCUGCAGUUGCCAAUAGCGUAAGAAAUAGUAUUAAAAAAGAACCAGAUGAUUUAGGUAAGGAAUUGGAUGCUGCCAUGUCAAAACAACACAAGAAAAUAGCUAUAAUGUUGGAUAAUUUGGUACAAUUACAAACCAAUAGUGAUAGAGAAAUCUACGAAAACGUACUCACUGCCAUGAAUCAGCUAGUAACCAAAUCCUUUUCUGAAAAAGUGCCUCAGUUGUUACAACAAGAAAUCAAACAAUCAAUUCUGCCAAGUAUUCAUCAAGCGAUGGAGACUUAUAGGAUACAAAUUGAGGCCCAAUAUCAGCAGAAGUUUGCCAACGUUCAAGCCAUUGUAAUGGAAAAUUUCGAUAAAGCCCUCAGCAAGAAAGCAACUGCAGAUGCCAUUAGUGUACAUGUUGCCAAACAAAUAAUUCCUAAUUUGGAGAAAUCUUAUCGCGAGAUAAUCACCCAAUCAUUGGUGCCAUCGUGGGAAAGAAUUGGAGCCCAAAUAUUCCAUCAAAUCAGCGAUACAUUCACUAAAGGGACUAAAGAAUAUACUGCCUCGGUGGAAAGUUACAUGGAAAGACAGAGAAAAGUGCAAGAUAAAGGAAAAGAAGUGGUGUCACAAAUGCAAAUCGUUUCCGAUAAUUUGAAAGGGAAUAGCGAGAAAAUAAAUGAAAUAGUGACUUCUGAAAUCCAUAAACAUUUUGCAGUGUUUAAAAACAUCCAAGACAAAAUAGUGCACAACAUCAAAGAAACGCUCAGCCAGGAGAUGAAAAUGGGCUUUCAGCGUCACGCUCAAGUUAUCGAAGAAGGGGUUCUCAAUGCUGUAAGCCGCUCUCGGGCCGUAACUCCUGCUCCGCAUGGUGAUACUCAUCAUCAAGCAAUAGCUGCAGUUCAGCAAGCGUUAGCAAAACGAGCCUACGACGAAGCUUUCCAAGUGGCUCUGUCAGCUGAAAAUCUCAGCCUUGUGAUGUUUGUAUGUGAACGAGUCGAUGUCAAUAAUAUUUUUGGGGAGGAAUGUUUGCUGUCACAGAGCGUUUUAUUGGCUUUGAUACAGCAACUGAGCAUGGAACUUCAUAAAAAUCCAGAGAUUAAGCUGUGUUUCAUUCGAGCAGCCUUCCUGGGUUUAUUACCGGACCUGCCUCAAACAAGAAUAUACAUCCCAAGAAUCCUGAAGGAAUUGACAAAGCAAUUAAGCGGAUUUAUGGAUACUAAUCCUCCACUAAAACAAAUGACUGAUGCCAGGCUAUUGAAAAUGGCAGCGGAUAAUAUGUUGAGUCGGACUCGACAGACCGAAUGAUCUGAUAAAAAAUGUCAAUCAUAAAUAAGGCAGUAAUAAUGUUUGAGAAUUUGAUUUUAUUUUUUUUAUAUGAAAGUUUUGAUUUUUGUUUUUUUUUUAUACACUUUGAUUUACGUAGCCCGUGCAUUAGAAGUUGUCCACUUUGCAAGUGGAUUAAUAGACACAGCAUCUAAUACACGGGCUACGUAAAUCACUCUGUAUACAUCUAAAUCCAUUAUUACUGUGCAUUAGUUUUAAGAUGAACAAAGUGAUCUGCAGAACAGUAACAUUGUUAAUUAGUAUUAAGGUUAGUUUUAACCUAAGCAUUUCUCUUUAGUUUUUAUGUUUAACUGUUAAUUUGUUCUGUUAAGACUGUGGUAAUAC